Molecule: messenger RNA, 663 nt
Organism: Striga hermonthica
Lineage: Eukaryota; Viridiplantae; Streptophyta; Magnoliopsida; Lamiales; Orobanchaceae
Source: the annotation of a GenBank genome assembly
UCGUUCGCGGUUUCUCGCGCACGCGCCUUGCCAUGUACGCAUGCGCCGCCAUUGCCUUGCCUAGUCCCGCGCAGACUAGGCCUCGUUUGUCCGCUCUGCACGCCCUGUGUUCUCGCGCGCCCAGCAUCCGCCGCCUUCCUCUCACGCGUGUGCGCCAGCCUCCCCUAUGCCCGCUCGAAUUAGGACGUCCUCGCUCAGGUUGCACUCGCGUGCUAGUACGCGCGCCCCCUGCCUUCCAAUCUCCUCGCGCGCGUGCUGUCACGUGCCCGACUCUCCUAUGCGGUCGAGGACUCCGCUCGCGUGCCACUCACCUGCGCGCCAUCCGCGCCCCGCGUCUUUGCUGCCUAUCGCCAGCGCCUCCCGGCCACCCUCGUGCAUGCUGCGUUCGUCCAGCGCCCCUGUGCGCCCGUGUAUGCCCAAUGCCCGCGCAUCACCACCCGAUGCGCGUCUUUUGCCUAUUCACCAGUCGGUCAUGCCCGACCAUCCUUCACAUCCUUCGGCUCCGAGGACCGCUUCCGUAUCACGCGCGCGGACAGCGCACAACACGCGCCCAGCCAGCGCCAGCCACCUCCCAAAGCCAUUUUCUUGAGUUUCGACCCAUCUUUCUCCAAGUCCACAUUCAUGCAUGUAUUAAUAAGUGGAUUAGGAGUUAUUUAAGCCAAG